Molecule: messenger RNA, 1605 nt
Organism: Closterium sp. Naga37s-1
Lineage: Eukaryota; Viridiplantae; Streptophyta; Zygnematophyceae; Desmidiales; Closteriaceae
Source: the annotation of a GenBank genome assembly
AUGGGGAAUUCCAGCAGUAUAUCGGCGGCUGCUGUCGAGGAGGCCAAAAUCCAGACUCACAUGACUGAUGAAGAAGUCCAAAGGCUCAAACGGAGAUUUCAGAAGUUUGUCGGGAAGCGAAACACUGAGGCAACUCUCGAAGAGUUUUCUUCCCUUCCAGAACUAUCCAAUAACCCAUACGUCCCUCGUCUAUUCGCGCUUAUGGACCUAGAUCGCAACGGGAAAAUAAGCUUCUUAGAAUUCUGCCUCGGCAUGGGAAUGUAUCGCUCUUUGCGGAAAACGAGAGACGGAAAAAUACAGUUACUCAUGAAGCUUCAUGAUCGCGACAACGACGGAAAGCUUUCGAUUUCGGAAUUGACGGAUCUUCUAUCUGUUACUGCGGGAAAGAGUUUAUCUGCAGAGCUGCUGGGUCAGGUUGCCAGUUCUCUUCUUUCUGCUUACGAUGCCGAUAAGGAUGGCGCCACUGCUGCCAGUGCUGCUGUGGCCUUAGUGGCAGUAACAACCGUGACAUUAGCAGGCGUUGCAGUGGGGAUGCUCCCGUCAAUUCGCCAAAUCUUGCAGCGUAGCACCAAGACAAGAAGCGUCGAUUGCUUCAAUACGACCAGCAUCAGCAGAAGUCUGAGUAACGAGCUUCCAGCUCGCAUAGUUCUGCUGUCACUUGAAGAGCUGGUGUUUCUGUGCACUCGUGUCAAGUGCAUGGUGUGUGUGGACAAUCAUCCCAACGUGCAUACGACUUGGGACGGAGAUUCGGAACAAAGCGUGGAGCAGCAGAGCAUGGGACGAAGGGACGAGCAUGCAACAGCCACACCAAGUCAGCAGCUAGGGUUUCAGCAGACCAGCAACACAGGAGAUGUCAGCAGGAGAAAUCGUAGUGGUGGGGAUGGUAACUGGAGCGGUUGUCCUAGCAGAGAUAGCAGCCGGGGAGAUAAGCACUCCCUUGGACCAACAGCAACAUGGGAGGAGGUGAAAGAGCAGGAGUUGGUGCAGUAUGGUGAGGUGUGGAGGAGAGGGUUUGGGGCGAUGGCAGCAGUGUAUGGGCAGUUGAGGGGGAGGAACUGGGUGGUGCGACCAGGGUUGCAGUUUGGCAGCCAUUUCACAGCGUACCAACACCACCCUGCUCUGGUGCAUUCCAACUUCAUGGUUCUGGUCAAUGGUCCAGGGCUCAGCAAUCCCAUUCCAACAUGGAAUGAUCUACAUGCCACUGUUCGCCUUGCUUCCACUGUUGCCAAGAAACUAUUGAUUGCAUAUGUGGAUGAAGAGGAAGCUGACGAGAAAAGCCAUGCGGGCCUUCAAGCGGACAUGCCGGGGAUUGGAAUCACAGAGGCAUGUAUUGGUGAAGGUGGGGAGAGGGGUGAGAGCAAGCAGGGCAGGCAGAACUGCAAUAGCAGCAGUAGUGGUGGUGGGGAUCGUGGUGGGCAGAGUGGGAGAGGGGGCAGUGGCGACUGUGGCGGUGGCUAUGUUGGCUGUAGUGGCGGCGGCAGCAGCACUAGUGCCGAAAGUCUAAGUAGUGGUGGCAGGGGGGAUGUGAGAAAACAGGAGGUGAUUAUGUUGAGAGUGACCAAAUGGAAUCCGGAAAGGAAUCGGGAAAAGCGCACACACAGAUGA